This is a messenger RNA of Aspergillus homomorphus CBS 101889, 525 nucleotides long. Its product is annotated as cytochrome b-c1 complex subunit 10. Gene Ontology annotation, biological process: mitochondrial electron transport, ubiquinol to cytochrome c. The record is from RefSeq and is a predicted model, not a curated record. NCBI's taxonomy places the organism in Eukaryota, Fungi, Ascomycota, Eurotiomycetes, Eurotiales, Aspergillaceae. Bases 75 to 359 code for a protein of 94 amino acids. The transcript has 5 exons.
ACAGCUUCGACUUGCAAUUGCAGCCGCUACAUAGUUUGUUAGAGCAGAGUGUGCCUGCCUUGACUUUAAACAAAAUGGUUUUCUCUCAGACUCUUCGCCGCGCUGCGGCCCAGAAUGCCGGUGGUUACCGUUCUCCUUUCGGUCCCAAGUACUCGACUCCCCUUCACUGGCACGGCCAUACCACCCGGUCCGCUGUCACUGCCGGUACCAUUGCCGGCGGCUUCGGCGUCAGCGCCGGUGUCUUCCUUCUGUUCUUCUUUGGCGAGGUCCCCCGUGUCCGCCGUGAUAUUCUCCAGAAGGUUCCCUUCCUCAAUGAGUACUUUGACCGCACCAUCGCCCCUGAGGACAACCCCUUUUAAAUGUUGUCUCUGAGGCAAAUGUUGUUUUUUCAAUUAUACACGAGGCCCGGUCACCCUGUACGGAUAUACCGCUUCAUAGCUGGACAGCAAAAGAGACUGGGGGUGCUGUACGUGUAGAAUAGCGAUGAGUUUUCGAUAGCACAUAGUAGAGAAUGCCUGCUUAAAA